AUGAGUGAACAGCGACAAUCAUGUCGAUUGGAUUGGGCUGAAUCAUCAUGGACAAGAUGGAUGCAGAUUCUACUAUUUUCAUGGAUAACGCCUAUUCUCUCCUUGGGUAAUAAACGCACACUUAUUGAGAACGAUCUUAAUGAUCUUUCUACCAACGAUAAAUGUUCAGUCUUGUUGAACAGAGUAAAUCAGUAUAGUUCUAAAUGGCAAGGUACAUGGCAUGUACUCAAUCGAACAUUUUACAAAGAUUUUCUAAUGAGCAUAUUACUCGUUUUUCCACUUGUAAUAGCUCAUAUUGCACAGCCAUUGCUUAUUCGUCAUAUUGUUCUCUACAUUAAAGGUCAAUCAAGAUUACCUGCAUAUGCUGGUUAUCUAUUUGCUAUUGCUCUUUGCAGUUCCGCAAUUGUACAAGCCAUUAUUCCUCAACAAAUCUUCUUUAGAAAUACUCACAUAGGUAUGCGAGUUCGCAAUACAUUAUCAUCUAUCAUCUAUAAGCGCUUGUUGACCAUCAAUACUGCAGCUCUUCACAAGACUACUGCUGCUCAAAUAAUUAAUUUAGUAGCAAAUGAUGUCGGUACUAUCGGUGCUGGCAAGUCAACCCUAUUAGCUGCUAUUCUUGGUGAGAUCAAUCUUGUCAGUGGAAAACUAGAACUAUAUGUUAAUUCAAUUUCGUACGCUCCACAAUCGGCGUGGAUCUUUGCUGACACUAUUCGAGCUAAUAUUCUUCUUGGCAAACCAAUGGAUGAAGAACGUUACGAGAAUGUAAUAAAGGCAUGUUGUCUUGAUAUUGAUCUACAGAAUUUCGGUGAAGUCGGUGAUUUAUUGAUGAUUGGUGACAAGGGUAUCAAUUUGAGUGGAGGACAAAAAGCUCGAAUAUCGCUCGCUCGCGCUCUUUACGCUGAUGCUGACUUAUAUUUACUCGACGAUCCACUUGCUGCCGUUGAUCCAAAGGUGGCAAAGAACAUUUUUGAUCAAUGCAUCGGUCCCUAUAGUAUCCUUCGUGGAAAGACUCGAAUAUUAGUUACACAUCAGACACAUUUUUUCGUUGAAGCAGAUCAAAUGAUUCUCUUGACGAAUGGUCAUAUUGACGAAUUACAUAUUGAACAACAACCUGAAAUUGAGUCGUCGAAUAAUACAUCAGAAACAGAUUUAUCUAACAACAAUGAGACAGAUUGGGCACUUAACAGUGCUAUGACUGAUAUGAAUUCGAUUGUAAAGAAUGAGACAUCAGUUGAUGGUGCCAUCAAGUGGAAUGUUUGGCUACAGCUGUUUACUUCGCCACCUUUACGUUGGUUUGGCUUUUUUCUUAUGAUAAUUUUUAUGCUUGGUAAUGAAGCUCUGUAUGACUUUGCAAAUAAUUGGCUCGCUCUGUGGUCUGGUAAAGAUAAAAUCGAACAACGAUCACCAUUUUAUGCUUAUAUCUAUGUUGGAGCUAUAGUUACUACAUUGAUCGUUGCAUUAAUACGUGCCGGCUAUGUCUUUUAUAUCAUAUUACGUGGUUCAACCUAUUUUCAUAAUCGAAUGCUCAAAGGUAUCUUGUAUACUUCGUUACGUUUCUUUGAAAGUAAUCCAAGUGGACGAAUAUUGAAUCGAGCAAGCAAAGAUCAACAAGUGUUAGAUGAAUUGUUACCUCUGACUUUAAGUGAUACUAUGCAAUAUUUACUAAUGACUCUUGGUUCUAUCGCAAUCAUUGGAAUAACUAACCCAUGGGUGCUUCUAAUUCUCAUUCCUUUAGCUCCCACAGUUUUGUGGCUUCGCAGAUUUUACAUGCGUUCGAGUCGUCAACUCAAACGACUCGAAAGUGCAACGCGUAGUCCAAUUUAUACAUUGUUCUCGUCGUCAGUAGAUGGACUCACUAGUAUUCGUGCGUUUGAUGUUCAAGGCGAUUUUUUGAAUAUGUUCAUGGAAAGAAUUGAUACUAAUUCACGAGCUUACUUCAUUCUCUUGGGCACUGUACGUUGGUUCGGUUUACGACUCGAUCUUUUAGCAUCCUUACUCACUUUGGUUACCGCUAUUCUUGCAGUAGCAUUGCGCCAUCAAAUCGAUCCAUCGGCAGCAGCACUCAGUAUCAGCUAUUGUAUCACUUUAACAGGUCUGUUUCAAUGGUGUAUACGACAAUCAGCCGAAGCUGAAAAUUUCAUGACCAGUGCAGAACGUAUUCAUGAAUAUGGUCAACUAGUGCCAGAAAGCCAUCGGAACAGUAAUGAAAGCGGUACACUCGUUCAACCGGCAGAUGAUUGGCCUUCUCGUGGUGUUAUCGAAUUUAAAGAUUACACUUUUCGUUAUCGACCAGAGCUCGAUCCUGUGCUCAAAAAUCUCAAUCUACGAAUCGAAUCCAAAGAAAAGAUUGGAAUUAUUGGUCGAACAGGUGCCGGAAAGUCAUCACUUCUUCAAGCUCUCUUUCAACUUGUUGAUCGGUCAGCAAUUAACGGAACUAUUCUCAUCGAUGACAUCGAUAUUGGACGUGUUUCACUCAAUCAUCUUCGUUCUCAUCUAAGUGUUAUUCCACAAGUACCCAUACUCUUCUGUGGCACACUUCGAUACAAUAUUGAUCCAUUCGAACAAUUCUCUGAUGAAGAAUGUCUUACAGCACUUGAAGCUGUUCAACUCAAACAAUUGGCUACUCCAUGUGCAUGCUCGAUAAACCAAAUAACACCGCAAUAUUUCUUUCAAGAAGCAUCAUGGCCAUUAAUAGCAGAAAUAUUCGAGGAACGUUUGUCUUUUUUGGCACGACAUCGUGCUUCGGGUGAAAUCAUUGCUGCUAUUUUUGCCAAUGACCUUUAUGUUGCGCGUAAGAAACAUCCAUAUAAUGCCGCUAGUUCUCCAGCAGCAAUUCCUUUUACAGAUUUACUCGAUGAAAUGGAUGACAUUUUUGUUUGUCACGACUUUGGCCAAGAAUUGAAGCCUAACAUGGUCUUACAUAUUACAAUAGGUGCAACACGAGCUGCCCAUGCUGGCAAAGGUGUAGCUGGUCGAUUGCGUGCAGCUAUGUGUAAUCAUGCUCGAGACACAAAAGGAUUUCAAUAUGCACUUGUCCAGGUAUCAAAUCCGGCAACGCGUCAUAUCUAUAGAGAAAAGAUGUGUGGAAAAGAAUUGACAAUCAUCGAUCCAAGAACAUGGGUGUGGAAAAAGAAAGAUGAUGGAUUAUCAUGUCCAUACAAGGACUAUGAAGGUGGAUCUAUACCGAAUAUUCUUCUAAAGCUGACACCAACUGAAGGGAAGUAA
Rotaria sordida is the source of this 3225-nucleotide messenger RNA. The record is from the annotation of a GenBank genome assembly. Lineage: Eukaryota; Metazoa; Rotifera; Eurotatoria; Philodinida; Philodinidae.